Molecule: messenger RNA, 7511 nt
Organism: Homarus americanus (American lobster)
Lineage: Eukaryota; Metazoa; Arthropoda; Malacostraca; Decapoda; Nephropidae
Product: zinc finger protein basonuclin-2-like
Exons: 2
Coding region: 131-3919 (1262 amino acids)
Biological process (GO): regulation of DNA-templated transcription
Cellular component (GO): nucleus
Source: RefSeq, a predicted model, not a curated record
GUGUCUCUCUCUUCCAGCACUGGAGAACCUGGGGUUUCGAGGCGUCUUCAGCGGUGGUCUGGGAGGAAGCUUCGGCGGUCUAAGUGCCAGCCUAGGCGCUGCUCUGUCCAUAGGUAGUGACCGCGGGGGCAUGGGCAGCGGGGGCGUGAGCGUCAGGGACUCCACCAUCACCUCGGGCGUGAGCCUGAUCGCCGAUGUCAGGAGUGGGCGCGAGAAAGACUCCGGGCUGGAGCUGGUGAAGACGUCUCUGGUGUUGGACAUCGCCUCCCUCAUCCUGUACGGCUGCCAGGCGCUCCCCAUCCGUCUCAAGAUCCUCCUCGACCGUCUCUUCUCGGUCCUAACACACGAGGAUGUCCUGCAGGUCCUACACGGCUUCGGCUGGACUUACGAGGAUUACGCCAGAGGAUACAAACUUCAGGACCGCCAGGGGAACGUUCUACACAGCUGGCACAUGAUGAGUACGGAGGAGGAGACACUGGUGCUCAGGCAGUUCCUCAGGUUCGGGGAGACGAGAGCCAUCGCCCAGCAGCUGCUCCACCACGAAGGCAGCUCACCCAGACCAGACCACACCCCGUCUCUCAGGGAGUCUCACCGGGAUCUACACAGAGAUAGGGACGCUCACAGGGACUCACUGAGGGAGAUGCACCGAGAUACGCACCGAGACCUUCAUAGAGACAGUCUAAGAGAUAUUCAUAGGGAGAGUCAUAGGGAUCUACGAGACAUGAGAGAUAGGGAUCCUCACAGGGACUUCAGGGAUGAACUGAGGCGGGAGGAGAGCCGUCGGGAAGAGAAUUCGAGGUCGCAACACCAGCAGCCCCACCAUCACCAGCAACCCCAUCACCACCACCACCACCACCAGCCGCCGCCGCAGUCAGAGAUGUGCAAGAACAUGGACUCCGACAUGAAGAAAUUUCUGGAGCGGACCACCAUGUUGUUCAGUCCUUUCAUGAGGGGCGAUCCAAGCGCCCUGUUGCGACCGCCACCUCCAACAUGUCCUCCGGGAAUGCCUCCCGCACCUCCACCUCUGUCUGCAGCCUCCCUCGCCUCCAACAUCCUGGCAGCAGCCAAUCCCUCCCUCGCCACCUCAAUACUCGCCAAUCCCCAGCUGGCCUCCUCCGCUCUCUCUAUGCUCCGUCUCCCCGUCCCGCCCGUCUCUCUCCCUAAUAUCUCUCCCAACGGUUCUCUUCCCAAUAGUUUCGGCUCUCCCACGAGUCCCAUGGGCGGCUCACCACUCAACAGACUUCAGAGUAUGCAACCCUAUGAUAUCCGGAAGGAGAGACAGAGCCCGAGUCCAGCGUCGAGGGGCGAGCAGUCCCUGGCUCACGGUUGUCGUGGGGGCGGGGUGACCAGCCCGGCCAGUAGUGGUGGCGGUGUCCAGGUCAGCGUCAGUAGCGGCAGUGUCACGCCGCUCGCUGCUACCGCCGCCCAGCCUCCACCACCCACACCUGUCUCCAUCAACAGUGAUCCACCAACAGACUACACCAGUGACGAUGAUGACAUAGGCUUCUCUGCCUCCACCACUGCCCUCAAUCUCUCCACCACAUCGACCACUGUGUCUACCAGCGCCACACCCACCACCCUUCAUAUGCCCCCAAGACCACAGUCACCUGGGGGACCGAACACUCCAGGCAAGAGAUCGUGGAACCCGAUCAAUAUGGGCACCUCGCUGAUCAACCCAGUGACGGGCAAAAAGCGGGUGCAGUGUAACGUCUGCCUCAAAACUUUCUGCGAUAAAGGCGCUCUCAAGAUCCACUUCUCAGCCGUGCACUUGCGAGAGAUGCACAAGUGCACCGUUGAAGGUUGCAACAUGAUGUUCAGCUCACGGCGGUCGAGAAAUCGUCACUCAGCUAAUCCUAAUCCUAAGCUUCACACACCGCACGUCCGCCGCAAGAUCUCCCCUCAUGAUGGCCGCACCUGUGCCGCUCAUCCUGUGGCAUCAACGCACCUCUCAACACAAGGGUUCCAACCUCCAGCUGGGUUCCCACCUCUUGGAGCUUUCCCGGGCCAGUUCAGUAGCAUCAACCCCCUCACAGGUCUGCCCUUCAUCCCACCCUCAGCAGCAGCUACUGAAGAUCUCCACAAGCAGGCACUGGAGCUGCAGCGACGUACCCUCGAGAUGCAACAUGCAAUGGGCAAGACCUCACUCGACCUCAGUAUGCGAUGUCGCGAGGACGGAGUAAUGUGGAGGGGUGACUACGGUAACUUUAACGCCGUGUCCGUCCACUGUGAAGACGUAAUGGCAGGAGACAAAAUGCAUCACGACGGCGGGGACGGCAAGCAGAGAAGAGGCGACGACGACUACAAUGCUAAUAACAGUCUGGACGAUGACAUGGACGACGACAGCAUGAGCGUCGACACCCAGAGCAUGAAGGGAGAGGGAACGGCAGCCUCACCCUCAGCCAAUAAGCGGAAACGCAAGAGCCAAAACCCAACGAAAUUUGCCUUCAGAUUAGAAGACGAUGAUCUGAUAUCAACGGAUGAUGAUGAUGACGAUGAUAACGACGAUGAUCUAGACGAUAUAGAUGCAAAAGAUUCAGAGGAUGAUAAAAACGAAGAUAAAGAAUUAGACGCCAUGAGUGACGAUGACGAUGACACGAAUGGCGCCAUGAAGGAAAGUUCUUCCAUGAACUCCGGUGAUAAAUCAAAAAACGAUAAAGACUCGGACGGCAGCAACAGGAAGGUCUCCUCCAGCAGCUACGACGAGUCGGUCGACACAUCCAACGCGUUAAGGCACCUGGAGGACCUCUCCAAAGGCCACUUCGCUCACCUCUCCGGCGCGAUGCCCCCAAACGCAUCGGCGUCACUCGGCCUUCAGAUGGCGCCAUCGGGAAAUGGCGUCACAUCUUCGAGUCCCAGGCCAAGUGACCGUGACAGCGAUCGGGACUCGAACCCUGGAUCCCCAUCAGAGGAUUCCGAAGGAGCUUUUCAAUUUGGCGAGGGUGGGUUUCUGAGUAGCCUGGACAUCCCCAUAGAUAAGGAGAACCCUCGCCGCUGUAUAGCUUGUGGUAAGAUGUUCCAAAACCACUUUGGAGUCAAGACUCAUUACCAAAACGUUCACCUGAAGCUCAUGCACAAGUGUACCGUGGAAGGCUGUAACGCCGCCUUCCCUUCCAAGCGUAGUCGUGACCGCCACGCCUCAAACCUCAACCUUCACCGCAAGUUACUCUCCACCUCCUCAGAUGCGCCGGGCUUCCCCGCCAUGGCCUUUCCCGGACUGCCCUUCAACCCUGCUCUCAACCCGGAGUUGCUGGCACGCCUCUACUCUGACCCUGGCACUCUUCCGCUCGGUCUCGAUGCCCUAAAGGCCCACAUCCCAACGUCACUCGCCGAGUCAUUGUUCAACGGCGAUCGUGGCAGUGGUGGCGGCGGCGGUAACGGCGGCAGUGGAGGCGGUGGCGGCUUGCCUCCAGCAGCUCAUCCGCCUCCGCACUUCUUCCUCCCUAACCUCCUCCCUCAUUUUACUGCUAAUAAUAAUCUUCCGGGAACGGAACGAAGAGAUCGCUCUAGUACCCCAUCCCCUCAAUCAACAACGCCCACCACCACGGGGCCGCCCACCACAGACGUACCCUCUCCGCCGCCCCCUGAGCCUGCCGCCCCUACAACCACCACCUCCAACAACACCACCACCAGCACCACCAGCGAGGACAUGGAGACUGACUGGAUAUAUAACCUCGAGGACGAUCUCCCCUCACCGGACCGUGACGGCAACAUGCCCUGCAAAUUCUGUCACAAGACCUUUGAGGACGGCGUUGGCCUGAAGAACCACUACGACGAUGUUCACGCCUCAGAGUUGUUCCGGUGCACGGUGGAUGGUUGCAACAAGGUGUUCAGUGCCCGUCGUAAACGUAAUGCCCACUCCCUCAAUGACGCCGUUCACCAGCACCUCUUAGAGGGGGCGGCAGCGGCGAGGACGACGUGAUGUCUUCGCCUCCCUCAAUUGCGGCAGCGGUCCCGCGGGUCGGGUCUCCCCGACCUCUCCCCCUCUGUAUAAAUGUAUAAAUGUGCCAAUGUUUCACGUCUUAUUUAUACGUAGUGGUGUUAGAGUGCCCAGUGUUGCCCGCGUGUACAUAGCAGUGGCUCCAGCUGCCCAGGACCCAGGCGGCUCAGUGUAGAGUAGUGGCUCACCAGCUGCGCGUAAUGGUGCGUCUCCCUACACCGCAACCAGGGACAGUGCGCUCUCUAGGGACAUUGUGCGCCCCGAGGGAUCACACACACACACACACAGACUUAAAAUGUUUUUGAGGAUAGUGUCGUAAAUCCUCUGUAGUGACCGACCACCAGGUGUGUGAGACUCUCCCUGGCGGUGAUGGAGGUGGUCGAGGAGCGCCAAGACAGUGACUUGUGUUUCUCACGUGGUUAUCCAGAGGUGCUGUGAGCCAUCUUAACGCUGAAUGACUUAGAGCUGCAUUAAUGUUCUCAGGAUUCUUUGUGAAUCGUUUUGCAUACCAGUAAUUUGGUAUCCAAGAGUCAGUGUUCAACUUCAUUGUGUAUUUGUAUUAUUAUUAUUUUUUUUGUUUAUAUUGCUGUAAAUGUCGGUUUUAUACUGUGACUCGCUCUGUCAUCUGUGUAAAUGGUGCUAUAUUUUAGUUGGCACAUCCAUGUCUCCAUUUACGUACAAUUUUGGUUAGUAAGUUAAUUUUUUCUUCGUGUGAUCGUAAAGUCGGCGUCUUCCACUGUCUUCAUUUUACCGUGAUGGCUGAGGCGGACCAGCAGCAGACGCGCCUCCCUUAAACUCUUACACAAGACCAAAUAUUCUAUUAAUUGUCCUUCUCAAACUCCUACAGCAUAUUGAAAGUGUCCGUAGAGGCGUAUAAUACCUUAUUUAAACACUGAGACCAUUCCUGUAAUCUGAAAAUUGCAAGAAGUUAAAUUUUGAGAGAUUUAUUGAAACAAAAAUACGUUUCCAAACACCUGUGUGCUCUCCCAUUGACAAUAUUUAGUAUUUAAACAAACUUUUUAAGCUUAUUUGGGGAGGGAGAGGGGGGAGGGGGAAGGGACCCAAAACAACAGCUCUAAGACAACUUUCUUAACUAAAUAGCCACAGUGUGAUUUUAAUCCUGGCAAUGACUUCAAUAAAGAUAAUCCAGGGAGGUUCUUAAAAUCUCUUUCACAUCCUUCAAGGAGUGUAGGAUACUUAAGAGAACUAUCACGAUUAAAUAUCCUUUGCCUCAUGUUAUACCUUCAACAAGGAGUUAAACUUAGGAAGGAAUUUUAUUUAUUUUUCCCUAAAACACCAAAUUCUCAAAGACGUCUCUCAUUCACUCCAAGACUCCUGUAGUGUUGUGUUGGAGGCGGUCUCGUUUGCUGAAUUUUUUUUUUUUUUUAAUUUUGUAUCGGAGUUUCAUUCGGAGGCGUCUCUUGCUGCUACACCUGCCCGAGCGUGUCUCUUGUUGCUACACCUGCCUGAGCGCGUCUCUUGUUGCUACACCUGCCCGAGCCAACACCCUAAUUCCCUGCAAAGUUUUGGCUUAAUUUACUGUACUGAUGGUCACAUUCACCCUCUUUUAACACAAACCAAGAGAUUGAACUACGACAAUCAACAGUGUGAAAUUGCCAAAGAUAUGUUAUUUUUUUCUCUUUUUAUUGUUUUUUUUUUCUUAUUUUAUUUCUCUAUCUCUCGAAUGUGUUCUUUCACCAAAACGCUGAAUGAUAUUCUCUUGUGGCCUCCAGUUCAAAAUUGGAGGACACGACAAAAACAUCCAAAAUGAGGUGUACGUAAGGUAGAUAUCUGUGUACUCUCUCUCUCUCUCUCUCUCUUUGUCACAUACAUACUGUCUCUACCACUACCUCUCUCUCUUUUUCACACAUACACAGUCUCUCUCUCUCUCUCUCUCUCUCUUAUAGGGGCUGUGGAUCUAGCCACAUACCUGGUAGCCAAUUUGAACCCGGACCGAUACGGAUUAGGUUUUUUGAUAUUAGUACUUUAGUCAUACUCUGUAAGGUUUUCAUGAAAGGUUAAUACUACUUUCAGCCAGUAGUUUAUAGACCAUCUCGCGUUAUCAUCAUCAUCAUCAUCAUCAUCAUCAUCAUCAUCAUCAUCAUCUCAAUUUGUAAUAAAAAACAAACUCAUGGAGAGAUAAAGGAUAAGAAAGAUAAGAUAAGAUUCAUAUUAUCCUCAUCGUGUUGUUGUUGUCGCCGACGCUUCCACCAUUUUAGUUGAGUCUUAUGAAAUUGAUGGUCUUAUAAAAAAAGGAUAAAGAAAAUACGAUAUAUAAAUCUCUCACUUUAUUUUUUUUUUUAGGAACUAACUUGAAUUUCGACCAUCCUGAUCCCUUCAUCUGGUCCGGAGACUAUCUCUUUCUGUUUUUCUGUCUCUCUCUCUGUCUCUCUUUCUCUCUCCCUCUCUCCUAUUCAUCCUCCCUCUUUACCCAGUGACUAUAAAGGAGGGGGAAUAAAGUUGAGGGAGAGAAGGAGGGAGGGAAGAAGAAGAAGAAGAUAAUGCCAUAAUCCAUAAUUCACUCUUUUUUUGUUUCAUCAUCUCAGCUCAAGGGGGACAAACAAUAAAUACACAAAUGGUUUAGGGCCAACUGUACUUAUGAAUAAUGAUAAUACAAUACAUUACAUUACAUGAUAUAUAUAAAAAAAAAAAAAAAAAAAAAAAAACAGAAUUUAUGGUGUCAAAAGUUUGUACGUUAUGUCAGUACAUUUGGUCCACAGGCGGAGUUAGGCCCUUCAUGAGCUGUAAAAAAAAAAAAUAUUAAUAACCUGUGUAGUUAUUAGAGUGGUUUGUAUACUGGAGGAACGAGAGGAUUGUGUUCUUAUACGUGUCUCUUAACCCUUUAUUCCCCCCUCCCCAAAUCCCUUAUAUUUCCCUAAUACCUAGUCCCCUUAUGUUCUUCCCCUUACCCCAAGAACCCUCCUGUGCUUCCUCUCUGAAACUCAUACCAAUCUUCUAGUUCCUUUACUUCCUUUCCUCUCCCCACGAACCUUUGAGCUUUACCUUCUCCUCCUUCUCCAGUUUAUCUUCCUACUUUUCCUUCCUUCACCCGAUUCCUCCCCUUACCCCCCCUUACCCCCCCCCCACCCCACCUUUCCCCCAACCACCUAUCUAAGGGUACCGAUGUGUAAUGGUCUAUUAUUGUAGGCUACUUCAGUGGGCCCCUAACAGUAGGCUCCUCUAGUAGGGGCUCCUCUUGUGGGGGGAGGGGGGGGGGGAGGGCUCCUCUUCUGAACUCCUCUUGUGGAUUCCUCUUGUAACUGCUAUCACUGUCUGCUCUUGUGGACAAUUUCAAUUAAUUCACCAUCCCACCACCAUCACCCCCUCCCCCCCUUAACCUGCUGCAUUAUUCUAGCGGUUCCCCCUCUUGUCGUCUACUGUCGAGGUUCACACUCUAUACAAUAGCCUGCUCUAGUGGUCCUCCUGUUAAAAGGGAUCUUGAACCGCUGGCACAGGAUUUCUCCCGUACUGUAAUUAACUCAUAAUGACAAUUUAAAUAAAUAAUAAAAAAAACUUGUUGUUACCGUCUCGUGGUGAUCUAGCUGUAAUUGUUAAUAAACCUGGUUAUAUGUGA